AUGUGGGAUGCUGGCAGUGAGCUGAAACAUGAAGCUCUCACGAUCUUCCUCAUUAUCAUGGCACCUGUAAGUUUCUGGUUCCUCCGGACUUGGAAUAAGCACUCGAGGAACCCGAAACAAGCUCCAUUGCCACCAGGCCCUCAUGGUGUUCCACUACUUGGUUACCUUCCGUUUUUAGGUACCAAUCUUCACCACCAGUUCACAGACUUGUCAACGGUUUAUGGCCCCAUUUACAAGCUCCAACUCGGUACCAAACUAGGCAUUGUGGUUAGCUCACCAUCGCUUGUGAAAGAAGUGGUUCGUGACCAAGACACAAUAUUUGCCUACCGAGACCUUACUGUCGCAGCACGAAUUCUCUCACAUGGAGGAUCCGAUAUAGUCUUUGGAACCUACGGUCCAGAUUGGAGGAGGUUGCGCAAGGUGCUCGUGAGCCAAAUGCUAAGCAAAACCAACCUUGACGGUUGCUAUGCUCUGAGAAAAGAAGAGGUUGUCAAGUCAAUUAGUCAUAUUUUUAGUGACAAAAUUGGGACCCCAAUCGAUUUGGGGCAGUUAGCAUUUUCGACAACAAUCAACAUAACCAUGCUCAUGUUAUGGGGUGGGACUCUACAAGGAGAGGAGAGAUCUGAUGAUGUUGGAUCCGAGUUUAGAAAGGUGGUGGAAGAAAUGAUCGAGUUACUUGAGAAACCAAACAUCUCGGACUUUUUCCCUGCGCUUUCUAGGUUUGAUCUACAGGGAAUUGGGAGUCGAGCAAAGAAGCUUCUGUCAGUUACGGAAAACAUUUUUGAUUCGGCCAUCAAAGCGCUGAUGAAUAAGGCUCCAAAUGAGCGAGUGCUAGAAAAUGAUAAGAAGGGCUUUCUGCAGUUCCUCUUGGAGAACAAUAAUGAUCAAGAUAGUGCAACAUCGCUUACACUGCAACAAAUGAAGGCCUUACUCAUGGACAUUGUGGUGGGAGGAACCGACACCACAGCAAUAACUGUAGAAUGGACAAUGUCUGAGCUUUUGCAGAAUCCAGAUGAAAUGAGAAAAGUCCAAGAAGAACUAACCGAAAUUGUGGGGAUGAACAACUUGGUUGAAGACUUCCAUUUACCGAAAUUGCGAUAUUUGGAUGCUGUCAUUAAGGAAACCUCCCGAUUGCACCCAGCCGGGACACUUCUACCACCGCGCUGUCCAAGCCAAUCCACCACUGUUGGUGGCUAUCACAUUCCCAAAGGUUCCAGGGUUUUUCUGAAUGUUUGGUCCAUUCAUAGAGACCCUAGCGUUUGGGACAAUCCCUUGGAAUUUAGACCAGGGAGGUUCCUAAACACCGACCCUAACAACAGCUUUGAUUACUUGGGCAAUAAAUUUCAGUAUCUUCCAUUUGGUUCUGGCAGAAGAAUAUGUGCUGGAAUUCCCUUGGCAGAGAGGAUGUUAAUCUAUGUUUUGGCUUCAUUGUUGCAUUCAUUCGAGUGGAGGUUGCCUGAGGAUACAAAGGUUGACUUUUCGGACAGAUUCGGGUUUGUGACUAAGAAGGUGACUCCAUUGAUUGCCAUACCAACACCCAGGUUAUCUGAAUUGAAGCUCUAUGCUUAGUUAAACUUUCUUCACUUCACUGUAAACUUGCAGCAUGAAUUGACUGUUCAAUUAUAGAAUAUUACACUUGAAUAAACAUUAUAAUAA
Molecule: messenger RNA, 1656 nt
Organism: Fragaria vesca subsp. vesca
Lineage: Eukaryota; Viridiplantae; Streptophyta; Magnoliopsida; Rosales; Rosaceae
Product: flavonoid 3'-monooxygenase-like
Exons: 2
Coding region: 1-1569 (522 amino acids)
Molecular function (GO): oxidoreductase activity, acting on paired donors, with incorporation or reduction of molecular oxygen; monooxygenase activity; iron ion binding
Source: RefSeq, a predicted model, not a curated record